GUUCAACACCGAGUCCGAUUUCAAAACCCAGACGACUCCUUCCCAGCAGCUUCACGGCAACCGCCCUCUCCGUCCCGGUUUCCGUCCUCUGCGGCCAUGCUGGCCAGGAGCGUUGCACGAUGCUCCAAUAGACUUAGGGUCUCGGUUUCACGCCCAUCGUUACCAUUCGCCCGAUCACAAUGUCGGCGAUUCUCGAUGCCUUCAACCGGACCGACGCCGGGGUCCCCUCCACCAAUGUCGAGCACCGGGAUGCUUGCGCCAUUCGUGGGCGAGCUUGACAGGAUAGCCCCCUCGUUCAAGGUGAAUGGCUCGCAGAUUCAAAUAUUGCAGUCGCCCGCCGAAUUCUACGAGACCCUCAAGGACAAGAUCCGCAAUGCGGAACGGCGCAUUUUCCUAUCAACGCUGUACAUCGGCAAGUCGGAGAGGGAAUUGAUCACCACCAUACAGGAAACCCUCCGGGCGAAACCUGAACUCACACUCAGCAUUUUAACCGACGCCCUCCGAGGAACCCGCGAGGCUCCGGAGCCGUCCUGUGCAUCCCUAUUAGCACCCCUAAUUGCCGAGUUUGGCCCUGAUCGAGUCGAGAUCCGCAUGUACCACACACCGAACCUGACGGGACUGAGGAAGAAGUACGUACCGAAGCGGAUAAACGAGGGAUGGGGUCUGCAGCACAUGAAGCUAUACGGGGUGGACGACGAGAUAAUCCUCUCCGGCGCCAAUCUAUCGAGCGACUACUUUACGAACCGCCAGGACCGAUACCACCUAUUUUCCUCCAAGGACGUCACGGAGUAUUUUGCCAACAUCCAGGACGCCGUCUCGUCGUUGAGCUUCUUAGUUAAGCCAUCCGAGUCGCAAGCUGGAUUCGAAAUGGUCUGGCCUGAGGACAAUGCGGCCCCUUCACCUCUUGAAGACCCUACGCAUUUUGUCAAAGAGUCAACAUCUCUCCUCGCCGGGCUAGUGUCGCCUAAGACGGCCCCCCUGACCGCGCACGACGCCACUCCACUCGACAAGAGGGACACCUCGGUGUACAUGCUAUCCCAGUUCUCGCAGCUGUUGUCCCCCGAUACCUCGACAGAGCUUCCGGCGGUAACACACGUCCUAAAGACCCUCUCUUUGCCCCAAUACGCCAAUUCCUCUUGGACGUUUACAGCAGGGUAUUUUAACCCGGCGCCGUCUCUCACCAAGCUGCUACUCUCCACCCAGUCUCACGGCAAUACGGUCAUCACCGCCUCGCCGUUUGCAAAUGGCUUUUAUAACUCACCCGGUGUAUCGGGUCUCCUCCCGGACGCAUACACUCUCCUUGCCCGUCGUUUUGUCCGCGCCGUUCACCAACAACAACUCGAAGCCUCGACGGUGCUCCGGGAAUGGCGAAAGGGCACCGUCGGUGAGCCCGGGGCCUGGACGUACCACGCCAAGGGGCUGUGGAUAACGCUCCCCGGGAGCAAGGACCCCUCCAUCAGCUUAAUCGGCAGCUCUAACUACACUAAGCGGAGUUACUCUCUCGAUCUGGAGGUCAACGCCAUGAUCGUAACCGAGAACGAGGAACUGAAGAAGCGAUUGGGUGAGGAACAGCGCUGGCUGCAGGAGAACACGGCCAUUGUCACUAGGGACGACUUCGCCAAGGCGGACAGGCGCGUGGGGAUUAAGGUCCGCCUCGCCAUGAUGAUGGUAAAGCUCUUGGGGGGUGCGCUUUGAGCAGGGGUCGUUCCUGUCAUUGCCCCUGAAAACACCUUUCUUCUGCGCUCUCGAUGAAACCCAACUUAGCAGAUGGCUGGAAAAGGAUUGUAUGAAUACUGUAAUAGCACUAACAUAGAGCAUUAUACCCGGAAUCGAUCGACUUACAAGCUU
Molecule: messenger RNA, 1848 nt
Organism: Chaetomium fimeti
Lineage: Eukaryota; Fungi; Ascomycota; Sordariomycetes; Sordariales; Chaetomiaceae
Exons: 2
Coding region: 97-1695 (532 amino acids)
Biological process (GO): cardiolipin biosynthetic process
Cellular component (GO): mitochondrion
Molecular function (GO): CDP-diacylglycerol-glycerol-3-phosphate 3-phosphatidyltransferase activity
Source: RefSeq, a predicted model, not a curated record